Penicillium oxalicum is the source of this 333-nucleotide messenger RNA. RefSeq lists its product as uncharacterized. The transcript has a single exon. The coding region runs from base 1 to 333 and encodes 110 amino acids. The record is from RefSeq and is a predicted model, not a curated record. Lineage: Eukaryota; Fungi; Ascomycota; Eurotiomycetes; Eurotiales; Aspergillaceae.
AUGAUCUGGCGCCUACCACAUCUCCUCCGUGGGGAUACGAUCAGCCACACCUUACGCUUCCAAGCCUUGGACAGCACUUUGCUUUUGAUAGAGGACUUGGCACGAGAUAUCAUCGAUGGGGGGCACCGACGCGAUCGUCAAGUUGAACUUGUGUGGAAAACACACGACGCCAGCCCUUGUGGAGCUCUAGUCUUGUCUCGCCGCUUGUUCAAAGAAGUCCCAAAGCAUUCCUGGAAGACACGCGCCAGAUUCAUUGGGGACGAGAUAAUGGGAACCUAUCUGGCUUGGCUCAAACUCGACGGGAGACUAGAUAGGUUGGUACGGAGACGCUGA